AUGUUGAAUACUAGACAAGAAGUGGAGCAUGAGAUCAGGUGGGAGAUGAAGUCAGAAAUCACUAAUGUUUGGCAUGAAAAAUGGACAGGUCUAGGAGCUUUAUAUCACGUAGUACCUCCAGAUUUUCAAAUUAAUGAGGAGAUGGAACAAGUUAAUGAAUUGAGGCAAGAAGAUGGAUGGGAUGAGGAGCUGAUAGACCAUACAUUUCCAGAAGAAAUUGUGGAUCACAUAAAACAACAGGUACUGUUUGAAGGCAGUGAUGGAUUCUGGGAUAGACCUUGGUGGAAACCUACUUCUUCAGGAAGAAUUACUGUGAGCAGUGCUUGGCAAUUGGUGAGGCAUAGGGAAAAUCAAAAUCCAAAAUUCAAGAACUUAUGGAUCAAGGGCUUACAAUUCAAGAUAUCAUUCUUCCUAUGGAGAUUAUGGAGGUUGAAACUGAUCACUGAUGACAUAUGGAAAAGGCAAGGCUACAUAUAUAUGUCCAGGUGUUGGUGUUGUCAAAACCCUCAGGAGGAAUCAUUUGAUCACCUGUUCUUGACAGGAACUACAGCUACUAGGGUUUGGAGAACAUUUCUAGGUGCAGCUGGAAUCACUGUUCCAUUGAUUCAAGUGAAAAAUAUAAUUAGGGCAUGGUGGAAUGCUGAUUAUAUAAUCACAUAUCUAGAGGCUUACAAGCCUAUUAUUGUGACCAAAAGAGUAGCAUGGCAAUUUCCAUACAAUGGUUGGUACAUGUGUAAUACAUGUGGGGCUUCAAGAGACAACCCUAGUCCUAGUGCUACAGGUUUUUGUGUGAGGGAUAGCGUAGGAGAUUUGGUGUAUGCUAGGGCACAACAACUGGAGGAAACUACUAAUAUAGUGGUUGAAGCUAAGGCAAUCAGAGAUGGACUGCAUUACUAUAUGGAGCAUGACCUACAUCCCCUUAUACUAGAAACUGAUUCACCUGGGAUAAAGAAGAUCAUAGAAGGAGAAUGGGAUCCUCCAUGGUGCAUUAUGGCAGAGGUUAAUAGGAUUAAGCAGAUGAAGGAGGAGUUCAAUGUGAUAUUCCAACAUGUUUAA
Molecule: messenger RNA, 1056 nt
Organism: Nicotiana tabacum (common tobacco)
Lineage: Eukaryota; Viridiplantae; Streptophyta; Magnoliopsida; Solanales; Solanaceae
Molecular function (GO): RNA-DNA hybrid ribonuclease activity; nucleic acid binding
Source: RefSeq, a predicted model, not a curated record